AUGGCUGAUCCCCAGCUGGAACUUCUGUGUCUGGGUAUUAUGCUCCCAAAUAAACAAAGGGAAGGCCCCCGGCUCUGCACAACCCAGCAGGACCCCUUUGAACAUGGUGGUUCUUCCCAGAGGCCAUCAGUGGACUACCUGAAGGACUGUUCAUGGCAUAAACUUUUGAGCAACAGAGCAGUUGUCUGGGAUAAUGUCUAUACACAUCUCACAAGGGACAACGGCAGCUUGAGAAUUCGGCACUGCUCCCAUCCCCAUGUUGCUGGAAUCAGCCAGGAAGAUUCAGGAAACAAUCUGCAAGGCCAAGCCAAGGACUUACUCUACUCCUCAGUUCAUCAUCCCUUUUACCCCAAAGCCAAUAACCAGGACUUCAUCUCCUUUACAAGGAAGCGAGUUGGGGUGGACCGGGCCUAUCCACUGAAACCCAUGUACCAUUGGAAAUCUCACGGUACAGGAGAGAUGUACAAUUUGAGGGAUCAAAACGACUCUUUGAGAUCUCUGGAACCAAAAAGGUUUUCCUACAGCAAAGUUAGUUUACGGGACCAGGUAACUUCACCUGUCUUUGACCCCAUUCUCGUUGAGAGCAUCCCGGCAUACCGCCAGAGAGCUGAUCGGAUGCAGAUGCAAAGAUUGGAAGCUGUAGGGGCAAGCUUACAGGAGGAAAUCCGAAAAAAAGAGAAUCUUCUGAAGGAAAAGCUAAAGAAGACAGUGGAAGAACUCAGAAGGAUCCAGAAGGAAAGGGAGCAGGCCAAGGAAAAGGAGAAAAGAGAAAAGUGGAGAAUGUCACUCCCCAAGAGGACGGUUAAAAGUAACAGAACCACCCUACGUAGGCCUGUCUUCACUCCAGUAUCUGGGCCUGAAGAGAUGAGUAGUAGAUAUAGGAGAGAAGAUGAAAGUUGGCAACAGUCUCAAGAAAAUUCUAGUGCAUUCCAGUUUUCUGAUGAUAAACUCCAAAGGCAUAAAAGGGACAGACUGGUGGCAAGCAAUUACAAAAUCCAGGACCAUGUCUCAGGGCCACUGAUGGAUGCCAUGUACUCUCAGUCUUCAGAAACGUCAGGUGGUGGUAGGCAGGGGUCCUGCUGCAACUCCAGCCCUUCCAGGGCAUCAGACUUUUCCAGCUUGGGCUGCUGCACUGAAGAACCAGAGCUGGGUGAAUGCAGCCACUGUAGACGCAGGUUUCUCCUGUCCCGGCUCGAGAGGCACUCGAACAUCUGCAGCAGGAUGCAGGCUUCCAAGAGGAAAGUGUUUGACUCCUCCAGGGCACGGGCCAAGGGCACCGAACUAGAGCAGUACUUGAACUGGAAGGGAACCGAAGCUUUCAUCAAGGUUGAGCCUCCUCCCAAGAACAACUGGAGACAGAAGCACGAGUCCUUCAUCCGCACCCUCCGCCAGGCCCGGCAGAUCCAGCAGGUCAUUGACAAAGGGGGAAACCCCUCGGAGCUGCCCCCCAUCGCCCCCGUGGAGAACCCCGACUACAUCCAAUGUCCCCACUGCAGCCGUCACUUUGCACCCAAGGUGGCCGAACGGCACAUUCCCAAGUGCAAGACCAUCAGGAACCGUCCCCCACCUCCAAGGAAGCACUGCAGCUGAGCAAAGAAGAGCAGAAACCCAGAGUUGGGAGGACGCUGUUUCUCCUCUGCAGAAAACUGCGGUAGAAUAAUUUGAGGAACCGUGGAAAGAGCUGAAACGUUACACUCCCACAUCUGUCUGCAGAGCGAAAGCCACUAAGCAGGGAGGGCUGCUAAGAAGAGGCAGAGGGGGUCUGGGCUUUCUCUGCACAUACCCCUACUUGCAGGCUGCUGUGCUGUUUCUGCCCUAAGGGGCAGUGAAAAUGCCCACCUGGCCUGUCAGCCAAAGAGCUGCCACACUAAAGCUCUCUCCAGUGCAGGCCUACUUGUGCUGUAUUCCUGCCAGUGCUUCGGUAGCUUCGUAUGCUGGUGGCUGGGUUUAACUUUUCCCACUCCAUAAGAUAAACUGGGGUCAGAGGAUCAAGCUCAUCCUGGGGGUAUCACUUAUAAAAAGAGAAUAAGCUUUUGCUGCAAGGCCAGUGGAAGCCUUUGAUCUUCCGGGUGCAUGGCCUGGCGUAGAUCCAAGGCUGAGAUGCUGGU
Messenger RNA from Suncus etruscus (white-toothed pygmy shrew), 2108 nucleotides. RefSeq names its product zinc finger C2HC-type containing 1C (gene ZC2HC1C). Bases 1 to 1590 code for a protein of 529 amino acids. The transcript is spliced from 2 exons. The record is from RefSeq and is a predicted model, not a curated record. NCBI's taxonomy places the organism in Eukaryota, Metazoa, Chordata, Mammalia, Eulipotyphla, Soricidae.